This is a messenger RNA of Thyridium curvatum, 1617 nucleotides long. RefSeq lists its product as uncharacterized. The transcript has 4 exons. NCBI's taxonomy places the organism in Eukaryota, Fungi, Ascomycota, Sordariomycetes, Thyridiales, Thyridiaceae. The coding region runs from base 1 to 1617 and encodes 538 amino acids. Gene Ontology annotation, molecular function: heme binding; oxidoreductase activity, acting on paired donors, with incorporation or reduction of molecular oxygen; monooxygenase activity. The record is from RefSeq and is a predicted model, not a curated record.
AUGGCCGUCUUGUCCAUUCUGGGGACGCCGUCCCUGUUGUCCACCGUUGCGGCGGUGGUGAUUGUCGCGACAGCAUAUGGACUCUGCCUCGUAGUAUACAGACUCUUCCUGCACCCGCUGGCAGGAUACCCCGGCCCCUUGCUGGGCAAGAUCACGGCAUGGCGGGACGUCUACCACGCCUACCAAGAGGACAAGCACCUCGAUCUCUACGACCUGCAUGAGAAAUACGGCUCCGUCGUCCGCUACGGCCCCAACACCCUCUCCUUCAACGACCCGGCCGCCCUCAAGGCCAUCUACGGCCACAAGUCCAACGUGCGCAAGUCCGACUUCUACCUCUCCUUCCCGGCCCGCCCGGACGCCUUCUCGACGCACACGGCCAUCGACCGCGCCGCCCACGCCCGCAAGCGCCGCGUCAUGAGCCACGCCUUCUCCGAGGCCGCCCUGCGCGGCGUCGAGGAGUACGUCCUCGUCCACAUCCGCCUCUUCGUCCAGAAGCUCGCGGCAACCAGCCAGAGCAACCCGGGAGCCUACUACACGCCCGGCGAGUGGACGGAGCCCAAGAACGUGGCCAAGUGGAGCACCUACCUCGGCUUCGACGUCAUGGGCGACCUGAGCUUCGGCCGCUCGUUCGAGAUGCUCGAGGGCAGCAGCGCCGAGAACAGGGACGCGCCGCGGCUGCUGGCGCAGGCGGCCAAGAGGCACAACACUACCGGCCCGAUGCCCUGGCUGCACCAGUCGGGCCUCGACCGCCUGCUCUUCCGCAAGCUCAACCGGGACCGCGACCGGUACAUGGCCUUCAGCAAGAAGCAGGUCGGCGCGCGCAUGAACAGCGACAUCUUCAACUCGUCCCGCAAGGACUUCUUCUACUACCUGCUCAACUCCAAGGACCCGGAGACGGGCCGCGGGUUCGCGCCCGGCGAGCUCUGGGGCGAGUCCAACACGCUCAUCAUCGCCGGCUCCGACACGACCUCGACCACCAUGACGGCCACCGUCUUCUACCUCGCCCACAACCGCACGUGCCUCGAGCGCGCCUACCAGGAGGUCAAGUCCCGCUUCUCCUCGGCCGAGGACAUCCGCGCCGGGCCGGAGCUCAACGCCUGCGCCUACGUCCGCGCCUGCAUCGACGAGGCCAUGCGCAUGUCCCCGCCCGUCGGCGCCAUCCUGCCCCGGCAGACCCUCGACGGCGGCCUCGACGUCCUGGGCCGGCACGUCCCCGCCGGCGUGGGCGUCGGCUGCCCCAUCUACGCCCUGCACCACAACGCCCGCUACGUCGAGGACCCCUUCGCCUACCGGCCCGAGCGCUGGAUCCCCUCCGGCGGCCAGGGCGGCGCGGCGACGGAGGACUCCCUGAGGGACCUGCACAGCGUCUUCAACCCCUUCAGCAUCGGCCCGCGCGGCUGCAUCGGCAAGCCCAUGGCCUACAUGGAGCUGACGAUCGGCGUCGCGCGGCUGGUAUUUGGCUACGACAUGCAGCUCGCGCCCGGGGACCUCGGCCGCGUCGGCGAGGGCGACCCGUCGCUGGGCAAAGGCAGGGAGCGCGCGGGCGAGUUCCAGAUGCGGGAUAUCUUUGUGAGCAAGAUCGACGGUCCGUACGUGAGCUUCCGGCCGAGGCCCUGA